Dendronephthya gigantea is the source of this 1465-nucleotide messenger RNA. Its product is annotated as L-threonine 3-dehydrogenase-like. NCBI's taxonomy places the organism in Eukaryota, Metazoa, Cnidaria, Anthozoa, Malacalcyonacea, Nephtheidae. The transcript is spliced from 7 exons. Bases 117 to 1289 code for a protein of 390 amino acids. The record is from RefSeq and is a predicted model, not a curated record.
AGGUCACGCAUAGGCACUUUCACAACCUGCCGGAAAUAUUUUGCUUAAAACAUUUGCAAAUCCAACCAAGUGUCAAAUUUUACACGUCUGACGUCAUUCAAGACACAAACCAAGCGAUGAUACUUCGGAGAUCUAUCCAACGCAUCGAAAAGAAAUUUUUCUCGACUUUAAAGGCGCAGAUUGAACAACAGAAGUCAUGUAUUUAUGGGGAAAGGGUCGUCUUUCACGGACCAACAGCCGAACCUUGUCUUUCGACCGAAUUCGCUGAAAUACCAAAGAUAAAAGAAGGCGAAAUCUUAGGUUUAGUUAAGGCCGCCACGAUUUGUGGUUCAGAUUUACAUACUUUUCUUGGCAAAAGAAAUGAGCCAUUUCCAAGUAUUUUGGGUCACGAGGGAGUUAUCGAAGUUGUUGAACAUGCCUGUUAUAAUUCGGAUUUAAACAUAGGAGAUAGACUUACAUUUACUGUGGCUGAUUUCUGUCAAAAUUGUGAAAGAUGUCAUAACAAUCUACAUCAAAAAUGUCACAAAUUAUUCAAGUAUGGUCAUUCUGACCUGUCAGAUGGUACGGGGUGGAAUGGUUGCUAUGCCAGUCAUAUUGUAUUACGGAAAGGAACCCACGUUACCAAACUCCCAGAUAACUUACCUAGUAGAACAGCAGCACCACUGAACUGUGCAUUGGCCACCAUGGUGAAUGCUGUUAGUCCUGUAGUUGACUUGGACUGUUUGAAUAGCCAAAGGGAAAUGAACAUGAAGAAGACAGCCCUGAUUCAGGGAGCUGGUUUGCUUGGCCUCUAUGCCAGCGUUUUGUUCAAAGAAGCUGGCUUCAAAGAAAUAUUUUGCUCAGAUGUUCAUCAUGAUCGACUGGACAUGGCAGCAGAGUUUGGAGCUAAACCUAUUAAACUUGGUAAUGAGGGAGAACACAGUUUAAUAAAUGACUCGGUUGAUGUUGUCCUGGAGGCAUGUGGAGUUAAAAGUGUAUUUGAUGAAGGUAUGAGAGUGGUGAAACCUGGUGGCAACUACAUUCUUACUGGUAUGGUUCAUCCAGACUCUCAACUGAAUGUCACUGCUGAACAAAUCAUAAGAAAAUGCCUAACAAUUCAUGGUAUUCACAAUUAUGGACCAACUCACCUUGAUCAAGCUGUGAAAUUCCUAAGCGAUACAAUAGAUAAAUACCCUUAUGAUAGUCUAAUCAGUCCUUCUUUCAACUUACAUCAAAUCAACGAGGCAAUUAAACUUGCCAAGUCACAGAAAUACUUUCGAGUGUGCAUCGAACCAAAUGAUGGUGAAUAAAAUAGGAGUUUACAAAAUUUAAAAUGAUUUGAAAUUUAUUAUAGAACUAGCUGGCUUGAACAACCACUUACAUUGUAUGUUCAAAUUAGGUCAAAUUGUCAAAAGCUUAUUUAACUUAUUGGAAUUAGUUUAUUUUAUAUUUAGGUAUUUUACAAAUAUAUAAUUUAAAUUGACAA